AUGUCGUCUCUACAGUCUGCAGACUCGCGAAGCUCGCCCAUGGAGUCGGGUGCACUGAAGGCCGGCCACAGCAGCUCCAGAGUGUGGUCCGAGAUUCGAGGCGCCAUCAGGGCUCUCGGUCGAAACAGUCACAGCGACUCUGACGGCUCGACUGUCCAUGACUAUGUCUCCGGUGGACGCCGGCUGGCGAAGGGCAAGGGCAAAGCAGUUGACACCGAUUCCCAUUCUUGCAAUUCUCACACACCGCCGUCGACGCCGCGGAAAGGCAAGUCGCUAACACCUCGGGGAGUUGCCAAGAAGCUGGGGUUCGGCUCGGGUAUGGAAUCAAGCACCACCAUCGUCCUUCGAGGUUCCCCGUUGAAGACACGCGCCUCGCUUCAGGCCCUGGGCGGCGUCCCAUCCAAUCACUUGAGCGAGCGAAGAAGCUCUGUGUCCACAGAGAAGAGCAGCAAGAGGUCUACCGUCGAGAACACCUCCACUGCACAGACCUCCCUAGAGUCCCGCUUCUCGGAGUCUCCGUCAGCCAAGAGCGGAAGCAAGGGUGGGCAUAAUCGAAGGCAUCCGUGGUCCAGGUCUAGUCCAGAGGGCGGUACCUUGCAGACCAUCGACGAAGGGACGAGCAGUCAAAUCCAGCCAACCGUGCUGACUGCCGAAAAAGCCGCCGCUGCGAAGAUUUAUCUCGAGGAGCACUUCGACAGGCUUCUCAACAAGCCGAGUGCUCGCAGUUUGCGGCGCCAGUACCUUGAAUCCCAGCUCUACUACAGCCCUCAUCUGACCGCUGCGCAGAAAAACACCGUUCGAAGAGCCUUUGAUUAUCAAGAGUCGUGCCACGCUCGUGAGACUCGCGUUCUGAGAACACAGUCCAUUGCGUCGUUGCGAGGCGAGGGACCGGUUCCCCACGUCGACAAGUACGAGUCCCUCAGGAUCUUGGGUAGGGGUAGCUUUGGCGUGGUCAAGUUGGUGAGGGAAAAGGGCGACUCAGAUGGGCCUCCAGCGAAGCAAGUCUUUGCCAUGAAGGUAAUCCGGAAGUCGGAUAUGCUUCGUAGCAGUCAAGAAGGACAUCUCCGAGCCGAGAGAGACUUUCUUGUGGCUUCAGAAGGCUCACACUGGAUCGUCCCAUUGGUUGCUAGCUUCCAGGACCUGAAGAGUCUCUACCUUGUCAUGGAAUACAUGCCCGGCGGCGACUUUCUCGGGCUGCUGAUCCGCGAGAACAUCCUUCACGAAUCCGUCGCUCGUUUUUACAUCGCAGAGAUGAUUUUGGGCGUAGAGGAGGCACAUCGAUUAAAGUUCAUUCAUCGCGACAUCAAGCCAGACAACUUCCUCAUAUCAGCCUCCGGCCAUCUCAAGAUCUCCGACUUUGGGCUGGCCUUUGACGGGCACUGGUCUCACGAUGCCUCGUACUACAACUGCCAGCGAUAUACCCUCCUGCAGAGCCUCGGCAUUAGCGUCGAAGGCGAUGCGGAAGACAAAAAGAAAUGCGAAAACAUUUCCACCCAGCUUCCGUGGCUUCAAUCGAUGAAAGAGGUGCUCCAGCGGCAUCAACGUGGUGAUGAUGCAGAGACUGAGGAUUUGCCCAACCUUCUCGGCUGGAGGAACCGAUGCGGCAACCGAGCUGCGGCCAACUCGGUGGUCGGCACGAGCCAGUACAUGGCGCCAGAGUGGAGCAUUGGAAUUAUCUUGUACGAGUGUCUGUAUGGACACACACCUUUCUUCGCCGAGGACGGCAGGAAGCAGACCAAGACCAACAUCCUGGACCACAAGAGACUAUUCUCCUUCCCGCACAGGCCCAUGAUCAGCGACAAGUGCAAGGACUUGAUAUUCAGCCUCAUACAAGAAAAGGAAAAGCGGCUGUGCUCGAAGCGAUACCUAUGGAAGGACCGCGCCGCCGAAUCACAUCGACCAACUGACUUGUUUGGCAAAUUUGUAUUUCCUGACGACGCCGAAGACAUCAAAGUCCACAAGUGGUUUCGGAACUUUCCCUGGGAACGCGUUCACAACAUCAGCCCGCCCUUUGUGCCGCACAUUACAAGCAGCGACGAUACCCACUACUUUGACGAGUCGGAGCCCAUCGAGGACUUUUCCGACUCGUCGCCGGUUGCCGUGGAUGUCACUGACGAUGACGUGCGAGAGAUUCUUCGCGAUUUCCGGGCCUGCGUGCAGGCGGCGGCGAUGGAUCUGAUAUCCUCGCCUUACGACUCGGCAAGGCUUCGCAGCGCGGAUCACAGGAUCGACUCUAUCCAAAGCUUUACAGCCAACGAGAGAAAAGUCCUGAAGCACUUCAUCAGGGUAUACGGGCGGAAAGAGCGCAAGAGGCCGCGGGACAUCCUGCUCCGAGACGAGAAGACCAAGGACGCGGUGAUGGAGGUGCGCAAGAGGACGGCCUUUAUGGGGUACACGUGGCGGCGGAUGAGGCCUGGUGGCUACGUGAUGCCGAAGUAA
Messenger RNA from Purpureocillium lilacinum, 2439 nucleotides. The record is from RefSeq and is a predicted model, not a curated record. NCBI's taxonomy places the organism in Eukaryota, Fungi, Ascomycota, Sordariomycetes, Hypocreales, Ophiocordycipitaceae.